AUGAACAUCAAAAAAAUCACAAAUUUCUCAACAAUACUUCCAAACGAAUUCUCAAAUUUUUCGCCAAACUUCCCGAAAGAGUGUGUUAACUGCGGUUCACCCUCAACCCCGCUAUGGCGUCGCGAUGGGGUUGGCCACUACCUAUGUAAUGCUUGUGGGCUCUACCAGAAGAUUAAUGGGUCUAAUAGGCCCAUUGUCAAGCAAGACACUUUCAAAAGGACGAACAACAAAAAGUUAGGCGCUACAUGUAGCAACUGCAGGACGGCCGUGACGACAUUGUGGCGACGAAAUAACGAUGGAGAUGUCGUCUGCAAUGCUUGUGGCCUCUACUAUAAACUACACGGUGUCAGACGGCCAUCCGUGAUGAGAAAAGAUGGAAUCCAGACGAGAAAAAGAAAACCGCGAAAC
Helobdella robusta is the source of this 408-nucleotide messenger RNA. RefSeq lists its product as hypothetical. NCBI's taxonomy places the organism in Eukaryota, Metazoa, Annelida, Clitellata, Rhynchobdellida, Glossiphoniidae. The record is from RefSeq and is a predicted model, not a curated record. Gene Ontology annotation, molecular function: zinc ion binding; RNA polymerase II cis-regulatory region sequence-specific DNA binding; DNA-binding transcription factor activity, RNA polymerase II-specific. The annotation marks the transcript as partial. The transcript has 3 exons. Gene Ontology annotation, biological process: cell fate commitment; negative regulation of transcription by RNA polymerase II; positive regulation of transcription by RNA polymerase II.